Molecule: messenger RNA, 3087 nt
Organism: Stylonychia lemnae
Lineage: Eukaryota; Ciliophora; Spirotrichea; Sporadotrichida; Oxytrichidae
Source: the annotation of a GenBank genome assembly
AUGAAGAAUAAUGCCUUAUCACAAAGAGAACCAGGAGAUGCACACAAAGUGCACUCAAAUGGCCAACUGCUGUAGGAACAAGUUUCUCCUCCGAAAAACAAUAACAGAAGAAGUUUCUCUAAAUUAGACCUUGUUCCUGUUGAAGAGGAAGUCAAAACUUGUAACAAGCAAAAUGAGGAUGUUUUAUCAUUAUUGACACAGCUCUAUGCUCAUGAUCCUAUUGCUGUUAAAAAGAUUGAAACUAAGAGAGUAAACCCUGACUUUACUUCACAAUUCAGAAAUGAUUUGGAAUUCUUUAUACCCUAGUUAUGCUCUUUUUAUGCAUUGGGAGACUAUGAGAAGCCCUAAGAUAUUCUGAAUCUUAUAGUUAUGGCUUCAGGGUCCAGUUUUUUCUUUUCUCACAGAGUCUGGUUUUUCUUCUAGUCACUUAUCAUUAACUUGGAGGAAGAGGACUCAAGGGAACUUUACAGAAAGUCUAGAUUAGCAUUAAAAGGUAUCAAAGAUGCCUGUCAAAAAUCUAAAGAGAGACUUUAUCUGGCUAACUCUGUUGAUCUCAUUGACUUAAUUCAUCAAUUCAAACUGCUGCAGUUCUAUCCCUAGCUAAGUGAAGUAUAAAUAACUGAUCAACCACAGUAAAAACAUAAAAAGGUGAUGAGGGACACAACAUUUGUAAAUCUGUUCUAAAAGAUUGAGAGAAGAGAAUCAAGUUCAGAGUACUCUAAAAAUGCGAUGCUAAAGUAUAAAAACCAAGAAAUUGAUGCUACAGAGAAGGUCUAGUCAAGAAUAUAAAAAGUGAAGAAAGUCAUUGACAACUAUAUUGAGAAUAAUUCUUAAAGAAUUACCAAAAAUUAAGGAGGAGCUUAGCUACAGUUAUCAAUCAAUAAAAGUUUUGGAACAAAAGAAGAAUUAAAAGAAUCUCCUUCUCCAUAGCUAGAAAAAGAGGAAGAGGAAGAAGACAUAGUGAUUACAGCCCAAGAUAUUAUAUUAGAACCAUUUAUAAGAGAUGAUGACCGUACAUUCAAAGAGACAAUGGUAAACGUAUUGCCCUUAGAUGAAAACAAUCAAACAAAAAAAUAUCAUGAUAUUUCUAAUGAACUCAUUCAUACACCGAAUAGAGAGGAAUACCUAAGGGAAGAGCUGAAAAAGGUUAAUAAAAUGCUUCCAGCUGCUGUUUAUGUUCCAUUUGUCAACAAAGCUUUCAGACCUGAAGAAUUGCUACUCUUAAAGCCUGAGAAACCCAUCGGAAAAUUUAACAAGUUAAAGAAUAUAUUAUCAGUCAACGAUUAGAAACAGUAUGAGAAUUAUAGAAGUUCUUCAUGGGAUUCAUCCCAUUUGAAGACAGAAGGAGAAUUGGAUGAUCCUUUUGAAAAUACUCACAAAACAGCAGUGGUCAAGAAUCCUUAUUAGGAAUACAAGAAGUAGCAGAAAAAGAAGAAGAUAGAUAAGAACUCAUUAGCACUAUUGGGUAGGAAUGAUGAAGCCCUUCUAGGUAAUGAAGAAUCAGACAAAAGAAAGACAUAUAAAUUUUCAUUCAAGCAAAGUAGAGAUCAAGGCAAAAAUAAGUCUGAGAGAGAAAAGUAAGAACUCAAAGAUAGAGUAAAUAAACUCCUUGAUAAAAAAGCCUCAAACCCUCUCAUUAUUCAGAAUCUCAGAAGAUCUGAUUCGCUAUUCAAUAAGAUUAAAGUAAAUGAUAAUUAUUUCAGCAGAUAGACAAAUAAUUUAGCUCCCAUUUCUGAAGAAACUGAGGGUAAUGAGAGUAAUCAGAGAGAACUUGAUCAAGAUCCAAAUAACUAAUUCUUUAACAAUCUCGAGGGAGUAAAAGAAAAUUAAACUGAUGAAACAAUCAAACCAAACUUCUUGGAAAAGUCUGAUCCAAGAUACUCAACACCAAUGGCAUCAUAAAUGUUGAAAUUUUAAUCAUUCAAUAAUGAAGACUCAUAAAAAUUUUAAGCACAAAAGGAGUACUUUGUAACUCCAGAUAAUGAUAAUGAAAUCAAAGAAGAGGACUCAAUCAAUAGAUCUUCUAAGAAGUAUGAUACUGAGAGAAGAUCAAUGUCAAUGUUGGAGCCAAACGAAUCUGAAGAGCUUUAAGCUUUCCUAAAAUAAAGGAAAUAGCAUAAAACAUUGAAAAAUUCAAUUAAUGAUGAGGAUAGAUCAACUGUGAUGCAGCAAGCGUUUUUCGAAGGAAGGCCCAUUAAUAAUGUGUUUUUAGAGACAUCAGUAGAGUAGGAUGAGAGAGUCAGAAGAAAUUCUCCAUUUGGAAAUCUAAAGACUUGGAGACUUAUCAAGAUCAUUGUAAAGAGCAACGAUGAUGUUAGAUAGGAGUAAUUUGCUAUGCAGCUCAUAAGCUAAAUGGAUCAAAUUUUUAAACUUAAAAAGAUCAACUUAUGGCUUAAACCAUACGAAAUUCUAGCAACAGGAGCUAGAUGUGGAUUAUUAGAAGUAGUAUCUGAUGCUCUAUCAAUUGAUAGUAUAAAGAAAAAAAUGGGUUAGUAGGCUAAGCUUAUUGAUUAUUUCUAUAAGCAGUUUGGAGAAAAGAAAUAAAAGAAAUUCAAUAAGGCAAAGUAAAAUUUCUGCAGAUCUCUGGCAGCUUACUCUUUAGUUACAUAUAUUUUGUAAGUUAAGGACAGACACAAUGGAAACAUUAUGGUUGAUAUAGAAGGACAUAUUCUUCAUAUUGAUUUUGGAUUUUUACUAUCAAAUGCACCAGGAAAGGGUGUCUAACUUGAGAAAAAGGCUCCAUUUAAGCUUACUAUGGAGCUUGUAGAAGUCUUAGGAGGUUUGAAAUCUAAGAAGUUCAGAGAAUAUCGCGAAUUAAUGAGGCUAGGUUUCAUGGCUUUACAAGAACAUGCAGAUAAAAUUAUCAAACUAGUUGAAAUGAUGUUCUUGAGUUAACCUGACUUACCUUGCUUUAUCUAGGGAGAAUCUCUCAUCAAAGAACUUAAAGAAAGAAUACUCCCUGGAGGACACUAGAUGUCUGAGAUAGAGGCAGCUAGGCAUAUUGAUUAGCUCAUACAAGUAAGCUAUGAGAACUGGAGGACAAAGAUCUAUGACAAGUUCUAAUACUGCUGUCAAGGUAUAGUCUGA